Molecule: messenger RNA, 1914 nt
Organism: Podospora anserina S mat+
Lineage: Eukaryota; Fungi; Ascomycota; Sordariomycetes; Sordariales; Podosporaceae
Exons: 1
Coding region: 1-1914 (637 amino acids)
Biological process (GO): regulation of telomere maintenance via telomerase; telomere capping
Cellular component (GO): nuclear telomere cap complex; chromosome, telomeric region
Molecular function (GO): telomerase inhibitor activity; G-rich strand telomeric DNA binding
Source: RefSeq, a predicted model, not a curated record
AUGGAUUGGUCCGUGGAAGAUGAAUGCUAUGGCGUCAAGCUCAACAUCUUCCGACCUCGUGAAACCGACAUUCCCCAAAUUGCCUACCAGGAUGUUGUCGUGCUUCAUAGGGUCAAGGUCCAGAGAUAUGGCGGGAACAUGUCCUUCAUCACCAAUCAUCAGACCACCAUCAGGGUAUACGAGUCCUCAAAGAUCCCCAGGCCUCCAGAAUCCGCCUCUGUGGCUUUGAGACCGUGCACCAAAAAGGACGAACGCCCGGAACUGACCGAGGAAAUCCACCACUAUGUCGCAGCCUUUUACCACAAACUGGACAAGACCAACGCCCCCUCAGAGGAGGUGUUUCGGCAGGCAGCCCGGCAAUCUGCCAACGUCAAGGACAAGUUCAGUCUGCUCCAAGAUGUGCAGGCAGAGAGGUUCUACGACCUGAUCGUCCGAGUUGUGCGAGCACCACAUUUUGACUUUGACAAUAAGGCAACACUCUAUGUGUCAGACUACACCGAGAACCCGGCCUUCCAUGACCACAUUCUCGAGAACCUCGAUGCAUCUCAAGACGGCGAUGUAUAUGGUUAUACCUCGGAGGAGCCCGCGCCAGUAGCGGAGAGAUGGAUCGCCCCGGAGGGGAAAAAGUCUCUUCAGGUCACCUGCUGGGAGCCUCAUUCCCGCGCCCUGCAGGAGGAUGUCAAGCUUGGCUCCUGGAUCGGACUCAAGAAUGUGCAGAUAAGACUUGGUCAUGAUUACAAGUAUUUGGAGGGUUUUGUGCGGGAAGAUCGGACAUAUCCAAACAGAAUCAACGUCUACCCUCUCAACCUGGACGAUCGCGAGAACAUGGACGAUCGCCUCACAGCAGCCUUGCGCCGUCAGCAGGCUGCGGACAAGGAGAAGAAGAAGGUGAUCAAGGACAUCAAGUCUGCUCAGGUUGCAGGUCAGAAGCGGAAAGCUUCAGAGGUGCAGGCCAUCGAGGACCAGCCGGCUCUGAACGCGAAGCAGCGUCGGGCGGAGAACAGAGCGAAGAAGGAGGAAAAAGCUCGCCAAAACGUAGUCUCUGCCGCGCCUGUUGCCCUGAGCACGAAGAGUGACCCGCCAAAGCAAAAUCCGACCCAAGAUGUCACUCUUGCCGGAAAUCGGCAGAUAAUCUGCGAGAAAAGCAAUGCCGGCCUGACAACCAUCGAGAGCAUGCUCGAGCCGAGCUUUAUGAAAAUCAAGAUCGAUGCAGACACUGUCGAGGUUCAAGUCCCAUUCGUGAACAAGAAAUACCUGACCUUUGUCCGCGUUGUCGACUUCUCGCCUUCCUGCAUAGAAGACUUUGCCGUCAGCCGCAAGAUCACCCAGUACCAAGAUCUCUCAGACAGCGAAAACAGUGACGGAUCGUCCCUCGACGAGGACGAAUCUUCCGGUGGCGAUAACGACCCCACCGUGAAGCGUGCUUGGGAGUGGCGGUUCUCACUGUUGCUUGAAGAUGCACUGCCGGCGGAUGGAUCAUCGCCUGCGCGGGUGUGGGUGGCGGUCAACAAUGGUGCAGGUCAGUGUCUCACCAAUUUGGAUGCAGACGACCUCCGGAAGAACAGGAAGUGCCGGUACCAGCUCCAAGAUAUCAUGCACAUAUUGUGGGGUAACUUGGAGGAGGUCAAGGCUGCUAAUGGCGAGAAACAGCAGGCUUCCAAACAGGAGGUCAAUUCCAGGCCAGGCUCUAGGGGUAGCAAUGGGAACCGUACGCAGAUGCACGAUCUGGAUAGUGACGAAGAGAAGGAGGAGGUUAGUGGUCGUGGAAAAGAGAGCAGCUCGAGGUCGAAUGAGAUAAGGCUGGUCAGCAAGCCCUUCACGUGCCCUAUCAAGCAGUACGGCGUCAGGACUGGGAAGAAGGAUGAGUGGAUGCGUGUGUUUGCCAUGGAUGGGGUGCGGAUCAAGGAUGUGUGA